Molecule: messenger RNA, 3624 nt
Organism: Fusarium coffeatum
Lineage: Eukaryota; Fungi; Ascomycota; Sordariomycetes; Hypocreales; Nectriaceae
Exons: 1
Coding region: 1-3624 (1207 amino acids)
Cellular component (GO): cytoplasm
Molecular function (GO): ATPase inhibitor activity; protein-folding chaperone binding
Source: RefSeq, a predicted model, not a curated record
AUGCUCGGCCGGCUCUUGCACUUGGGCUCUGGCGGCCCUUCAGCCACGCCUACCCAGGCCACCGCAAAGACCUCGAGGCCCGUAUCCUCGCUUGAAUCUGUCCAGGAGGACAUCUUUACUCGAAAUUUGCUUUUUCCAGACGCUCAUGCUUUGUAUCAACAUCGCAAUGACCAAGUGUUUCCUUUAUCAACCACUCCCACAACCCCUGCCACCUCCACGGCAAAUGCCUUCGACUACAGCGGUGAUGUCGACUUGGAUGUUCGCGAUGUUCGCGUUAUCAUAAUGCAGGAUGCCCUGGGCCCUUCUAAUGCCUCCCUUCUCUUUGAUAGCCACCCCGCUCCUCCACUAUCACCUACGGAGCGUGGGCCUCCUUCGCCAGAGCUUCGUCGAUCAUCAAUCUCGCAGCGCAAAAGCAGUCUUGGCGGUAUAUCACGCCCUCUAGUAAUUCAACCCGAAGGACCACAACCUUCACCUCGACAAGGCGCUUUUGAUCGCCGAGCUUCACUGCAGGGACGCAGAGAUAGCCAAGUCGAGUCAGACGGACAGAAAGCAGCUCGCGAGUAUCGUGAGGAACUUGCGACCUUCUCCAGCUGCAUCUUUGGGAACUCCGAGCUGUCGUCUUACAAGGGAACAUCCACCAAAGUUCACGUUGUACCAAGUGAGUCACGCCCUGCUGAUCCCACCAGCAGCAUUAUUGGCGAUGGCAGAAGCUCCAUUGGACGCUCCAGUGCUCGGUCCAGCCGACUGUCUCAGUCCUUCUCCUCACAAGCCUUUUCUCCCACAAAUGGCACAGCUCCUAUGCAGGCCCCUACUUCUCGCUCAGUAGAAAAGAAGAAAGUUCUGAUAACACGCCUGUUUCCCGUCAACCUCCCCUUAGACGACCUAGAAACCAAUGUCUCGCCUUCGAAUAACUGGGCAGAUGACAACACUGGCUUUCCAUUUCCUACGACAAGCGACGAAUCUGUACCCAAGAAGAAGAAACCCCAGGUCAAGCAACGGCGAACUCCCAUGUAUGCUGUGGUCUUGGUAGUUCAACUGCCUGCUGCAAACACCACCUCAAAUCGCAUGUCCACGGCCCAAUCCAAAUCCGGUCAACGAGAAUCAAGCUCCUAUAACGAUCAGGAGAACUUCUUCCCAUCGUCCUUUAGCUCAGCUCGACCUUCAGGAUGGACUAUGGUCGGAUCUGGAGAAGCAGCAGAACCAACCUACACAGCCGAUAUGGAAGAUAGAAUCGAUUCACUUACUCGGCACUGGGAUAUCAUCAUGAGGACGCUAACCCAUCUUCAGUCUGUGGUUGCCACAAUACUCGCAACAAUGCUCAGACAGGUCGAUCUCGCUUCACCUGGACCCGUUCCAGGACCUACUGUUGGACCGGUUCCAACAUCUUCACAGACCGGCCGAGCUCCCUCAUUCUCCGAGCAAAGACGACAUGAAAUGCCUCGGAUUAAGCCUCCGAAGAGCACUACUAAGCUUGUUCACCUUUGGCCUAACUGUCUUGCAGAUGACACAAACAUUGCUGGAGAAGUUGACGCCGCCAGACACAGAAUUGUUAUGGGACUGAGUGCAGCAAGAGUUGUAACUGGCCAAGGACGUUGGGGAAUUUGGCGUGAUGAGGCACGCUGGACGUCCAAAUGGGUUUCCGGAACAGAUCAGCAGAAUCAGUUCUUUUACAACCUACUUACCGGGUUCCUCUCCACCCACACAGAUUGGCUGCAGGCUCUAUGCCCCCCUUCGUAUCGUAGAAGGCUCUAUCUUCAGCAGAAGAACCGUAACGAGGAAGACUUGUCACUACCGGCGCGAACAAUUGUCGUUUCCGACGACAAGAUGGUAGCUCGCCGCCUCGUUUUUCUUUUGUCUGCUUUCCUGCCUGCCAAUUCACAGUUUCCUAUGCCUCGCGCUCACCGACCUAGCACUUCGACAUCGGUGGGGACUUAUUCCAACUCGCCCCCGACCUUCGUCAUUCCUGUUCUACGGGAGGAGUCCCUUCGUCGCAAGAUCAAUCGUCGCACAGGGCUCCGUCGAGCUUCCCACUCAAGAACGACAAGCCAAAGCGCUAGAGCCUCGGCUGUUCCUGCACAGCUAGCUCACCUGACCAUGGAUAGAAAUCAUGAAAGGCGUGUUUCAGAUGCAGCCUCUAUCCGACCCUCAAACUUUGCUAUGUUUGGCAACGAUAUGGUGAGCAGAAAGAGCAGUGCAGCGACAACCACAACUAUCAUGCCUGAGACAACCAUCCCGCAUUUCUCAACAGCUCAAAGAGUGGAGUCGCAAAGAAGACCUCGCCCUAGCAGCAGCGGAAGUGUCGCUACUGACGAUCUGAAGCGCUCUUUGAAGCGAGGUGAAAGCACAGGCGCGAUGAGCAACACCAGCAACGACUCUAGAAGCCAAAGUUCGCGCUGGGGGAGCGUCAUUAGUGGCCUUUGGAGCACUCGACGCCGUGAUUCGACCUCUUAUAGUACAUACAGUGGAUAUGAUCCCAAGUCACCAGCAAAGGCUUCGUUCCACAGAACGGAUAAGCUGUCUCAGAUGGUGGAAGAGGCAACACUGGGGGAAGACACAAACGCACCAACAUCAUCGGCACGCCUUUCUACUGAUGCCCUUCGAGGAAGCGGCACACCAAGAGAAUGCAAAGGCCAUAGCCGGGAACCUUCGAUCCGUCCUGACAGAACACCGGAUCCUACUGGUGCUUUCGAAUCGCCUGUCAAGACUUCUAUCAAUGCCGACGAUGGUAUCAUUGACGUCGACAUCUCUUUCCCCGAUUAUAUGACGUCCUUUGAGUCUGCUAUCAGCUCGCCUUCAAGCAGUGGGUACUUGUCUACUCCUGGAAUUCCAAACGGACUCGAGUCAUUUGAACAAGCGUCACGCUUAUGCAUUGAUGGCGAUCUUCCCCUGAACGCUGCUGGCUGGCUUAAUCGUUACCACCCAGAUUUUGCCCUCCAGGCUAUUCCUCCCCAGGACGACCUUAUUGAUCAGAUCAAAGCAUCUCUUCAAGCUGAACCCACCCCCCCUCCUGCCUACCCCAUUCUGGGUGACCUUAAUGAGCGAUGGGUGGAUAUCAGCAGUGUUAUGAUUGCCGAUACAACUACCAACUCAAUCACUCGACUUCGAUAUCGUCGAUUGGUUAAACCACGGGCGCCUGCUGAUCACCGACCUCUUACUGGCCCACCUGGUCUUUCAACCUCUUAUGGAGGACUCCUUACUCCUUCGAUUCUUCCUUACGAAACCCAGCUGGAGGAGGAAUGGAUCGAAGAGCCUGUCUUGCGCCCUGACGAGACCUUGACUGAUGCCGUUGAAAGAGUCAUCAGCUUGAGCCAAGAUACCAGCAAGGAUCAUUCUCUGGCAUCCUCUCAAACACACAGUGAUGCUCACAUGAGCACUGAGGCUGAGGAGCCGCUAUCUAUCACAGCUCCCGCUACUCCAGCUUUGGCCCCAGCACCCCUCGAGAUACCUCGUGUCCAGUGCAAGACAGUCGUUCUUUCAGCACUUGAAGACAGUAUCCGCGAAGUCAUCGACAUUCGUGAGAAGCGACACUUGGAGACAAACCAUGCCAGAAAUGGUGGAUCACGAAACCCGCUUCAUGAUGCCAUCGGCAUGUGGCUUGAUAAUCUCGAUAUUACCGACGGAUAA